AUGAAAGCAGCAUUAAACAGUCGUAAUAGUAGUAUAAAAUGCCAUCAAUCUACAGUUAAUAACAUUUUACUAGCAUUAGAUGAUAGUGAUAGGAUUACCUUUAAAAAAACACAAAUUUUACUAUUUCUUUCGGGAGAAAUUAAUGAUCUUAAUGGCCGAAUAGAAUAUGUUAAAAGUGGUUACAAAAAUGAUACAACUAUGCUGAAGAAUAACAUCGAACAUAAAUAUCAUGAUAUUGCGAAUAUCAAAAGAAUGGAAAAUACUUUGCACGAUGAAUUGAUAAAGAUUUUGAACAAAUUAGAAUUAAAAAAAGUGGAAUUUUUGUCACUGGAAGAAAGGGCAAUUAAUAUCGAGAAAACAGCAAAACGACUGACUGCAGAACUUAGUGAUCUUGAGAGAAGUGUAGAGUUUUAUCAUGCAAAAUCCAUAUCACUGGAUAGUAGUAUUGUCGAAACGAAGAAACGCCACAAAUUUGCGCACUUAGAACUACUGAAAAGUGAAUCUAAUCUAAUAUCUCUGAAAGACAUUCAAGAAGCCAUGUAUACGAAUGAACGGAGCCUCAACAGCAGGAUUGUGUUAACCCAUGAAGGCAUCAAGACUCUCAUUGAACAGAUAAAUAAUGGAAAGCUUAAAUUAGAUGCACUGAAUAAGCUAGAUGACCGAUAUCUCCAUGUUCAUAACUCGUUGAAGUCUGAGAUAGAGAGUGUAAAAAACAAGGAAAGCUAUUUUAUUGAGAAAACUUCAUCAACACUUCUUCUUCUGUCUUCCAUUCGUGAAUUUAAUGAACAACAAUCAGAGUUAUCUCGUGAGUUAGAGACGAUAAAUAACAACGUGUGUGAGCUAAAUAAGAAGAUCGCCGAAAUAAUGGAGGAAUCCACUGAAACUAAGCGUCUUCACGCAAUUUUGGAGAACAGAAAGAGUGAAUAUAGAGAUGAAAUGGAUAAAAAAUGCAGGGAACUUGAAGCGGCGAAAUUUGCAACAGAUUCAUUACGAGAGGAACUAAUAAAAGUAAAAGAGUUUUUCAAAAAAUCACAACACAGAUAUAAAAAGUGGGAUGAACGGCUCAUAAGAGCAGAAGAAUAUAAUAGAAUAGCACUAGUAAGAGUUUUAAAUCAGAUACAUCAAAGAAUUUGUCAGGAUAAAGAUGAUAUAUAUAAUGGGAAAUUGAAUGUGUUGAUAGAAAAAAUAGAAAAUGAAUUGAGUAUUGACAGGGCUGGUAUGAUAAAAGCAAAACAAGAAGAAAAGGAAUUCACGAUAGUAAAUGAAAGCUUAGGAUUUGAAAGCAAACUUGAGAACAUCAAGAGUGAACACAAAUCCCUACUACAUGAGAAAUAUAGUGAGGUUACCGCACUGGAGAAGGAAAUGGAAGCGCUAGGAAUAAUGAUUUAG
This is a messenger RNA of Theileria equi strain WA, 1389 nucleotides long. RefSeq lists its product as hypothetical. NCBI's taxonomy places the organism in Eukaryota, Apicomplexa, Aconoidasida, Piroplasmida, Theileriidae. The record is from RefSeq and is a predicted model, not a curated record. Bases 1 to 1389 code for a protein of 462 amino acids. The transcript has 13 exons.